Messenger RNA from Polypterus senegalus (gray bichir), 2305 nucleotides. It is a transcript of the gene kpna4, whose product is annotated as karyopherin alpha 4 (importin alpha 3). The transcript has 17 exons. Gene Ontology annotation, molecular function: protein binding; nuclear import signal receptor activity. Bases 127 to 1689 code for a protein of 520 amino acids. Lineage: Eukaryota; Metazoa; Chordata; Cladistia; Polypteriformes; Polypteridae. Gene Ontology annotation, biological process: NLS-bearing protein import into nucleus. Gene Ontology annotation, cellular component: cytoplasm; nucleoplasm; nucleus. The record is from RefSeq and is a predicted model, not a curated record.
AGAAUGCUUAGCGAUUAAGUCCGCUUACAAAAAAAAGUCUGAUAACUGAAGCAGCCACGGCCAAACGACACGAAAUAUAAUUCUGUACAGUAAAAAAAGAAUCGACGUAUAUAUAUUUUUCUAGAUAUGGCUGACAACGAGAAAUUAGAUAAUCAGCGACUGAAGAAUUUCAAAAACAAAGGCCGUGAUUUAGAGACCAUGAGGCGGCAGCGUAAUGAAGUUGUGGUUGAAUUACGUAAGAAUAAACGAGAUGAACAUUUGCUAAAAAGAAGAAAUGUUCCACAUGAAGAUAUUUGUGAAGACUCUGAUGUUGAUGGCGAUUAUAGAGUGCAAAACACGUCUUUGGAGGCAAUAGUACAAAAUGCGACAAGUGACAACCAAGGUGUUCAGUUAAGUGCUGUACAGGCUGCAAGGAAACUUUUGUCUAGUGACCGCAAUCCCCCAAUUGAUGACUUGAUAAAAUCGGGCAUUUUGCCUAUUUUAGUUCAUUGUCUAGAAAGAGAUGACAACCCAUCACUACAGUUUGAAGCAGCAUGGGCUUUAACAAACAUUGCCUCUGGGACCUCUGAACAGACACAAGCAGUUGUGCAGUCAAAUGCAGUUCCGCUGUUUUUAAGAUUAUUGCAUUCGCCACAUCAAAAUGUUUGUGAACAAGCAGUCUGGGCAUUGGGAAACAUCAUUGGUGAUGGACCACAGUGUCGAGAUUAUGUAAUUAGCCUUGGAGUGGUCAAACCCCUGCUUUCCUUUAUUAACCCAUCAAUCCCUAUUACAUUUCUUCGAAAUGUCACCUGGGUAAUGGUUAACUUGUGCCGUCAUAAAGAUCCACCCCCACCAAUGGAAACUAUUCAGGAAAUACUUCCAGCACUGUGUGUGCUUAUCCACCAUAAUGAUGUAAAUAUUUUGGUGGACACUGUUUGGGCUCUCUCUUAUUUAACUGAUGCUGGCAAUGAACAAAUUCAGAUGGUAAUAGAUUCAGCAAUUGUUCAGAAUUUGGUGCCUCUUUUGAGCCACCAAGAAGUCAAAGUACAGACAGCUGCACUAAGAGCCGUGGGCAAUAUUGUGACUGGUACAGAUGAGCAGACACAAGUGGUGCUUAACUGUGACGCUCUUUCCCACUUUCCAGCCUUGUUGACACACCCAAAAGAAAAGAUUAACAAGGAGGCAGUAUGGUUCCUUUCUAACAUCACAGCGGGGAAUCAACAGCAAGUACAGGCUGUGAUUGAUGCUAAUCUUGUUCCAAUGAUCAUACAUCUUUUAGAUAAGGGUGAUUUUGGUACACAGAAAGAAGCUGCAUGGGCAAUAAGUAACUUGACCAUUAGUGGAAGGAAGGAUCAGGUAGCGUACCUUAUCCAGCAAAGCGUUAUUCCUCCAUUUUGCAACCUUCUUACAGUCAAAGAUGCACAAGUUGUGCAGGUUGUAUUGGAUGGACUCAGUAACAUCCUAAAAAUGGCAGAUGAUGAAGCAGAAACAAUUGCUAACCUGAUUGAAGAGUGUGGAGGUUUGGAGAAAAUAGAGCAUUUACAAAAUCAUGAAAAUGAGGACAUCUAUAAACUGGCCUAUGAAAUUAUUGAUCAGUUCUUCUCUUCUGAUGACAUUGAAGAUCCUAGCCUGGUACCAGAGGCAAUUCAAGGUGGAACAUUUGGUUUCAAUUCAUCAGCUAAUGUGCCAACCGAAGGAUUUCAGUUUUAAAAAAGAAAAACCCUACCUGGAGUUAAUUACGUGAUGCAGCUCUGUAAUUUGAAAUUAGAUCCAUUGUGCUUGGCUCAUGGGAUCCACUGCUGCAUUAAAUCGGAGAGAAAAUGUGUGGAUUUCGUUUGGAGUCAGAGAGAAACCCAAAUGAAGUGAUGGCGAGUGGGUGCGAAUGAGAAUGAGUGGCAAAAUGUUGCAAAAUCUACACUUGAAUGCUUUGAGGAUGUUUUCAAGAAACUGCAAGUUUUUGAAGAUCAACGGCAAAGAAGGAUUGGAAAACCACGAUACAAAUUCAAACAAUUGGGUGAAAAUGAUACCAUAUCGGAGCUUAUGGACAUGUAGCCAGCAGAAGCAGGAAAUUGGUCAGCUUGUCAGUCUAGAGUCUCAGAACCAAGGCCUGGUUAUAAAACGCUGUGUGAAUGGACCCAUGUAUGAAUGUCUGGACUCAAUAUGGUGGAGCCAGGUUCAUCUCAAAUCCAGGGCUCUCCAUUCAUGAAACCUCCUCCCGUGUCCAGGAGUGUAGCGUGUGUACGAGAGUAUGGGUGUGAUGUAUGUGAACGCAUGCAAAACUUGAUUUGCCUCUAACGGGCUGAUUUAAUAAACCCAAAAAAAAAAA